Messenger RNA from Phialemonium atrogriseum, 2086 nucleotides. RefSeq names its product putative dynactin arp1 p62 subunit ro2 protein. NCBI's taxonomy places the organism in Eukaryota, Fungi, Ascomycota, Sordariomycetes, Cephalothecales, Cephalothecaceae. Gene Ontology annotation, cellular component: dynactin complex. The transcript has 2 exons. Bases 208 to 2025 code for a protein of 605 amino acids. The record is from RefSeq and is a predicted model, not a curated record.
CCAGGUGGCCCAGGCUGUUGGCCGGAUUGGGAGUAGCUCCGACCCACCAGAACACCACACCGCCCGGCAGUUUAUCAGAUUAGGUCCCAGUUUGGUAUCAAACACCAAGAAACCAAUGGAUAUCAGCGCCGUCAGCCCUUAGGUACCUACAUGGCAUCUCGUUCGUAACUUUCGAGGCGGCUUCCUUCCAGACAUGCCGCGCCAACGAUGGCUCUCGUGACCCCGUACACCUUCAUCCAAUGCCCCUGCUCCGACCUGUCCUCCCAAGGAGAGCCAGUCGCAGGUUCUCUCACAGAGACCGAGCAUGACGACGACGAUCGCACCUUUGACCCGCGGGCCCCGCGCUCUAAUUACAGCUUGUACCCCCUAGAAUAUCUGCUGUACUGUGAAGAUUGCCACCAGAUCCGAUGUCCCCGCUGUGUUGCCGAGGAAAUUGUCACAUACUAUUGCCCCAGCUGUCUGUUUGAGGUGCCGGCCAGCAACCUCAAGAGCGAGGGCAACAGAUGCACGCGCAGUUGCUUCCAAUGCCCCCUCUGCAUCGGCCCCCUCUCCGUGACCAGCCUCGAGGCAGCUCCAGACCCCAGCCUUCUUACCGCUGACAACGCAUCUGCGCCGUCAGGCCCCUACAUCUUGGCUUGCUCCUACUGCAACUGGAGCAGCACCGAGAUCGGCAUCAAGUUCGACAAACCCAAUGGUAUCUACGCACAGCUACAGAAGCUCCGCAACGGGGGCCACGCGCGCCUGACGGCCAAGGAACGCAAGGAGCGCCGGAAAGAGGCCGGCCAGGGAACUGCCUCGACCCAAUCGGAGACGGCGAAGAAUGAGACCCUCGAUGUGGAGACGCAGUUCGAGAACCUGAAGGCAUUCCACCAGAGCCAGCUAUCCGAAGCCAGCUCCGUCGCCACGGGGCUCUCCUCUCUCGGCGACCUGGGCAUCUCAUCCCCAGGCUCCCUGGCGCGCAUAAUGAGCCUCUACUCGGGCGACAGCCUGCACAGCAAGAAGAACAAGGCCCGGGCAGGCCCCAUGCGCGAAGCCCUCGACAGCGACGAGGGCCUGCAGGUGGUCGAUCUGGACGAGAGCGGCGCCAUCGAGGCCCUCCGCGCGGCCGGGUGGGAGGGCACCAACUCGACCGAGCAGCUGGCCGCGCAGGGCGGGAACCCACUGGGGGAGCCGCCGCUGUACGGGCGCACCCGGCUGGCCUCGGAGCUGCGGCCCGUGCCCGUGCUCCUGCGCACCAAGCGCUCCAAGCGCUGCCCCGUCUGCCGGCACAUCAUCAGCAAGCCCGAGGCCAAGGUGCUGAGCACGCGCUUCCGCAUCCGCCUCGUCGCCGGCAGCUACAUCCCCAGCAUCUCCAUCCGGCCCCUCGGCGCUCCUCCUCCUACGACCUCCUCCUCUGCCGCCGCCGCCGCAGCUGCUGCCGCUGCUGCUUCCGGGGUCCUACAGCCGCUCAAGCCGGUGCAGUACCUCCUCACCUUCAAGAACCCCAUCUUCGAGUCCGUCAAGGUGACCCUCGCCACGCCCGCCGCGACGCCCGGGCGCUUCGCCAGCAAGGUGACGGUGCUAUGCCCGCAGUUCGACAUCGACGCCAACACGGACGUGUGGGACGAGGCCCUCAAGGAUGGCGAGCGGGACCGGGACGCGCGGCGCGGCGGCACCGGCACCGUUGCCGCUGCCGCUGCCGGCCAGCUUCACCACCGCCACCCGCACGGCCACCAGGCCGAGGCCGGCAAGAUCUGGGAGCGUGGCCGCAACUGGGUGAGCAUCGUCGUCGAGGUCGUGCCCGCGUCGCUGCGGGCGCUCGGGGGCGGCGGUGGCGGUGAUGAUGCCUCGCCGCCGAGGGAGGGCGAGGAUCUGCUGGAGAUACCCAUGUUUGUGCGGGUCGAGUGGGAGGUGGACACCGGCGGCGACGAGGUUGGCAGCACGCCGGCCGUGGCGGGGGCGGGCAGGGACAAGGAUAACACCAAGGAGAGGCGGGAACUUGCGUACUGGUGCGUGCUUGGGAUUGGGCGCAUUAGCCAGGAGUAACUUGGUUGGAACUAUGUACUACGUUGUUGGUAGGUACGAUAAAUACGAUACCCCUUCUAAA